AUGCCUUUGCAGGUGAUCGGCCAUUGUGCAUGUAUUGAAUUGUGUGUGCAUCAGGAAAUAAUCGUACACCAGUGUCAUAUCAAUUCCUCCAUGUGUAUGCAUGCGCGUGGCGAGGGCGCCUUCUUACUCUUAUUCUUCGCUCUCGGACACCGAGGGUGGAUGGAUAUAGUGUCUGGGUGUACUGAGUGGUGGGAGGGGCUGCAGGCAGAUCAACCUCACACCUUUAUUAUCAAACGAGGGCCGCUGCGGUUUGCCUGCAUCCAUGCUGUGUCAUACCAGGUAAUGUAA
Periconia digitata is the source of this 288-nucleotide messenger RNA. Lineage: Eukaryota; Fungi; Ascomycota; Dothideomycetes; Pleosporales; Periconiaceae. The record is from the annotation of a GenBank genome assembly.